GGCGGCCGUUUGGCGCAAAGGGGCGGGGCGAGAGUACGUAUGCGCCGGAGCGAGGGCCCAGGGGAGCCGCUUUGGAGACAACCUUCCGCCUCCUAUUACCGCCCCCCUCCCCUCGACACCGGCUUCAACACAUCUCGGCCUAACAUCAAUUCCGGUGUAACCACUCGCCGAUACUACGCCGACCCUGAUUCAGCUCUAGCCCCUAACAUCAACCCCGACACCAUUUCCCCCCCACCCCACAAAGCUCGUCUACCGCUCAGACCCUGGGAGAGAACCGGAGAGCAGGAUGAAUCCAUACAAAGUUACCAUGGAAUCAAAGGCUGCUGCUUCAAAUCUUCUGAAUGCAUUGCAUUCUUUCUAUCAACUUGGCCAUCUCUGUGAUGUGACUGUCCAUACAGAGCACCUUGGCGUUCAAGAAGAGUUUGCAGUCCACAGAGCAGUGCUGGCUGCCUCUAGCAAUUACUUCAGAGAAAUAUUCCUCAGGGAUGAACUGUCUGAGAUAAAGGAAACAACGGUCACAUUGCAGGAUAUUUACACUGAGGAUUUUACCUCUUUUUUAGAAUUUGUGUACACAGCAAAAAUGGAGAUUGAGCCUCAGAAAGUAUACCGAAUGCAGGAUGUUGCUGAAAGACUGGAAUGUAAAGAUCUUGUUGAAGCCUGCGAGCAUCUGAAAGGUGAGCUAUCGGAGAAGAACUCGGAUAUGAAAGAGCAAGUUCGCCAAGAAUACCAGUUUGCUGAUAAACCUAAAAAUGCUUGGAAUACAACAAACUCACGGCAUCUGGACAGUCAGGAGAUAGAGAGUUCAUCCAGGAUUGUUGCUACACCAAUGAAAAAUAGACUUUGGAACAGACUAUCAAAAAAGAAAACCUUGGAUACUGGCCAACCACAGGUGGAACACUGCAAACAACAGGGAAGUGCAAAGGAACUUACUGAGUCAAUCGCUGUCAUUGAUCCUAGCACAGGAAUGGUCAAAUCAACUAACUAUACCACAGAAGAGAUGAACGAAGAAGAUGCAGAUACUGCUGGUGAUCUUGGUCAAAAAAGUGAUUGUAAAACUGAUUCAAUAAGCCAGGCAGAAUCCCAAAAAACGCGAAUUGUGAUCAAGAAAUUGCACUGUCUGGGAGAUGAACAUGAAAUACAUGAUGAGUUUGGCUCAGAGAGUAGCGAGCUGAAAAAAAUUACCAGGAGCAUGUCCAAGCGCUUACCUCAGAGUUACACUUGUGACAAAUGUCACCAGAUUUUUCAAUUCUUAAAACCAUAUCAAACUCACAUGAGUAUUGAGCAUGACAUUACUAUUGUCAUAAAGUAUAGCUGCAGUAUGUGUUCUCAGCUUUUUUCCAAUCAUCAGAACCUAAGGCAGCACAGACUGACUGUUCACAACAAUGAGCGCCCCUUUGCUUGUUCGCUGUGCGACAAGCGAUUUAAGCGGCAAAAGGACAUCAAUGACCAUGUUAGGAGAGUGCAUGAGAAGAGAAGGACUCCUCAGACCUGUCCUUAUUGUGACAAAAUUAUUAGUUCAAAAUGUGGACUCACUGUUCACAUCAGAACACAUACUGGUGAAAAACCGUAUAAAUGCCAGUUUUGUCCAGCAAGCUUUGCUCAACGAUCUGCUUACAACACUCACGUGAG
Rhincodon typus (whale shark) is the source of this 1629-nucleotide messenger RNA. RefSeq names its product GDNF-inducible zinc finger protein 1-like. Gene Ontology annotation, cellular component: nucleus. Lineage: Eukaryota; Metazoa; Chordata; Chondrichthyes; Orectolobiformes; Rhincodontidae. The transcript has 2 exons. Gene Ontology annotation, biological process: regulation of transcription by RNA polymerase II. The annotation marks the transcript as partial. Gene Ontology annotation, molecular function: protein binding; DNA-binding transcription factor activity, RNA polymerase II-specific; RNA polymerase II cis-regulatory region sequence-specific DNA binding. The record is from RefSeq and is a predicted model, not a curated record.